AUGAGAUCAUGUAAAUUUGUACAAUUUAUUAUGUUAUUGUUAUAUAUAAGAUUAGAUAUAUUUAAUUCAACAAUUUAUUCAUCAUUAUCAUUGAAUUGUAUUUCAUCUACAUUAUUAUUAUUAUGCUCAUCAUCAUCAUCAUCAUCAUCCUCAUCAUCCUCAUCAUCUUCAUCAUCUUCGAAUGUAUUCGAUCCAACCAAGUAUAAAGCUUUACCAUCUAUAUCAUCGAAUACUUCCAAAGACUUGUCAUAUCAAUCAUCAAUCAACAAAAUCAAUAAUAAUAAUAGUAAUAAUGAUAACAAGAAGAAGAAGACGAACAAUAAAACGAAUCAUCAAGAUGGAUCAUUGAAAUCAUUCAAUAAACAAAUCACUUAUAGACUUAUUGAAGAAUCUAAUAUACCACAAUUUAUUGGUAAUUUAAUUAAUGAUUUUCAAUUAACGAAUUAUUUAUUAAAUUAUAUAUUCAAUAAUAAUUCAUCAUCAUGGAAUAAUAAUCAUAAUAAUAAUCUAAAAAUGAAUACAAUCAAUCAAAGUAAACCAUUAUUAAGUAUUGAUUUAAUCGCUAAUCAAUAUCAAAUAAUCAAUAAUCAUCAUAAUAAUACUGAUCAUCAUCAUCAUCAUAAUGAAUUACCACGUUUAUAUUUAUUUCCAUCCAAUCAAUGGAGUUCAAAAUAUUUUCAUAUAAAUUAUUAUAAUUUAUUUAAACAAGAAUUAAUACAAAUUAAAAAAUUAGAUCGGGAUCAAUUAUGUCAUUGGGAUCAUAAUCAUCAUCGUCAUCAUAAUAAUAAUAAUCAAUUUUUUAAAGAAAUCAAUACAUGUUUAUGUUCGAUCAAUACAUGUUCAAUCAUUAAUAAUCAAUCAAAUCUAAUCAAUGAUUCAUUUGAUUUACCUUAUUGUCAAUUUACAAUUACAAUUGCUAUGAAUUUAUUAUCGAUUGGUAUAGAAUUAAUGACUAUUCAUAUACAAUUAAUUGAUCUAAAUGAUAAUUAUCCAAUAUUUCAAUUAUUUAAUAAAUAUGAAUUACAUUUUAUGGAAGAUGCAUUAAUCGGUACAAAAUAUCAAUUACCAAUAGCCAUUGAUCAUGAUAUGUGUUUAUAUUCAAAUAUCACUUAUCAAUUACAAUCGAUUCCUUAUCAUGGAAUCAAUUCAAUAAUCAAUAAUAAUAAUAAUCAAUUGAAUCAAUCAAUCAAUUAUUUUAGUUUAAUAUUCAAUCAAUUAGAUGAUCAUAAUAGAUUAGAAAUACAAUUAGAUCAUAAUUUAGAUCGUGAACAAAUGGAUAAAUAUGAAUUGAAUUUAUUAGCUAUAGAUAAUCAUUAUCAAUUGAAUGAAAUCAAACAUACAACUACGCUACCAUUGAUUAUCUAUAUACAUGAUGUGAAUGAUUGUAAACCUGAAUUUACUAUAAUGAAAUCAAUAAUCAAUAAUAAUAAUAAUCAUAGUAAUAAUAGUAAUAGUAAUGAAGUAUUAUAUCAAUCCAAUGAACCUUUAUUAAUAGAAGUAUGUGAAGAUGUACCAAUUGGUUAUAUUGUAACAAAAUUUCAUGCAAUUGAUAAAGAUAUUGGAAAAAAUGCUGAAAUACAAUAUAGAAUAAGUCAGUAUACACAUUCUUUAACAAAAUCGUUAGUCUAUAUUGUUAUCUUUCAAAUUCAAUCAAUCUCCAUAACACAUGACAAUUCUACUACUACUACUACUACUACUACUACUACUACUACUACUACUACUACUACUACUACUACUACUACUACUACUACUACUACUACUACUACUACUACUACUACUACUACUACUACUACUACUACUGCUACUACUACUACUACUACUACUGCUACUACUACUACUACUACUACUUAUUAUAAACUUAAUUCUACAACUGGUGAAUUAAUAAUAAAAGAAUCAUUAGAUCGUGAAAAAUCACCUUUAUCAAAUGGUUUACAUCAAUUAAUGAUUACAGCAUAUGAUCAAGGUAUACCACAACGUAGUUCUAAUUUAUUUAUUAGAAUAAAAAUAUUAGAUAUUAAUGAUAAUUAUCCAAUGAUACAUUUAAUUGAUGAAACAAAAACAUUUCAACAAUCUAAAUUCAAACAAUCACCAUGGUAUCCGAUUAACCAAUCCAAUAAUCAUAAUCAUAAUAAUCAUAUGAUUAAAAUCAAUAAUCAAUUAAUCAAUAAAAUUUGGCAAUUUAUCGAUGAUGAUAAUCAAUCAAUCAAUAUGAGUUCUAUUAUUAAUCAAUUAAAUAAUUAUUCUAUUCAUACUAAAAUGAUUGGUAAUCAACCUAUAAAUACAAUUAUUAAUAUUUUAAUAAUAAAUGAUCCAGAUUUAAAUGAAAAUGGUACAGUUCAGUGUUUAAUUAAAAAUCAAUUAUUGAUUUAUUCAAAAAUAUAUCAGCAUAGCAACAAUUAUAUUGAUCGUAAUUAUUAUAGAAAUGAUAAACAAUCAUUUAUUUUAUUGGAGCCAUUUCAUUUCAUGAAUCCAUUUAAUGAUGAUCAACAAGAAUAUAAAGAAAAUAAGAAAAAAAUUCAAUUUAAUUCAUUAUUGAAUGAAAAAAUUAUAAAAAAAUCAAUAGAAGAAAGUAAAACAGGAAGGAAACAAGAUGGAAUACCGGUUACUACGACUACUAAUAAUAGUAAUAUAGAUUCAUUUUCAAAUCACAAUAAUUAUCAAUUAAGAACUAAUAUGAUAUUUGAUCCUGAUAAAAUCACUGAUUUAUAUUUACUUAUUGAAUGUUCCGAUUAUGGUUUACCAUCAUUAACAACAAUACAAACUAUACAUUUUGAAAUUAUUCAUACAUUCAAUGAUCUACAUUCCUUAUUGAAUAUUUCUCAUAUACAAAUAAUAAAUCAAUUCAUUAUCCAUGAUAUAAAUUGUAAUUAUUUUAAUGAUAUACAAAAAAAUUCUAAUAAAAAAUCAAUAUUUAGUUACUAUGAUCAUUUAUCACUAUCGAAACUAAUUUAUCCAAUUAUAUUGAAUCCUGUAUAUAUGGAAGCUAAAUCAAGUAUUUGUUUAAUUUUAAUGAAAGAAGCAUCAAAAAUUGGUACAUUAUAUGAUUAUUCAAAAGAUCUUAAUUAUAAAAUACAAAUAUUGAUUAAUUUGACAUUGAAUUUCAAUAAGGAUUAUUCUAUGGAAAUGUUAUUAUCGAAUGAUCUAAUAAAAGAUCCUGAUCCUGAUUCUGAUCUUGUUCAUGAUGAUCAUGAUCAAAUAAUAAUCUAUUUACAAAUGAAUCAAUCGAAUUCAUACAUCAAGACAUAUACUAAUGAUACAUAUCAAUUUUAUAUAACAGAUUCCAUUUAUUCAAAUGAUUCAAUAUUAUCAAAGAUGAUUGUUUAUUGUAUUCAAUAUUCUUCAUCACAUAGUCAUAAUGAUCAUUUUAAUCAUCAUUGUGAAUUAACAUUAAAAGUAUAUGAUUCAUUGAUAACAAUGAAUGAACAAGAUCCAAAAGACUUUAUUUUAAAACCGAUCCAAUUUUUAUGUAAUCCUAAUCGAUCAAAUUCAAUAUGUCAUGGUUAUCAAAUCAAUAUUAAUCAUUUUAUUCAACAUUCAUUAAAAAAUCAAUAUCUUCUAAUGAUCACACCAACUUUAAUAUCAUCAAAACAUUCUUUUAAAUCCAUUAAAAUUAUUCUAUAUAAUAUUAAAAAUCAAUAUCCAAAUAAUCAAUGGAUUGAUAAAUCAUUUAAAUUAAUUCAAUCAAUCAAUGAACCAUUCAAUACAAUAUUGAAUCAAAUUGGUUUAAAAUCCCCCUAUUGUAUAACCAAUAUAUCUAUAUCUUAUAAAGUGAUCAAAGAUUAUAAAAUUAUUCCAUUAAAUCAACAAAAUGAGAAUAUGAUACCACAUAGAAACAAAUUGAUUUAUAUAUUACGUCAUAUUUGGUUACUACCCAAAUUAUAUUGGAUGGAUAAUAAUAGUAAUAAUAAUAAUAUUGAAAAAGAAAUGAAAGAUAAUUUAAAACUAUGGAAUGGUAAACCAUUUCUUUCAUUAAAUCCAUAUACUGGUAUAUUAAGUGUCAGUAGACAAUUAGUGUUGAUGGAUGUAGGAGAAUACAUUUUAUACAUAGAUAUACAAGAUUAUAGUCAACCUGAAUUAUUUAAUACAACAUGUAUCAUAUUUCUUAAUAUAUUACCAACAGAACUUCAUCAAAGACCAAUUAAUGAUUUACCUGAUUCUAUAUCAUAUAAUCCUAUAUCUAGGUCUUCUCCUUAUUCAACAACAUCAUCAUCAUCAUCAUUAUCAUCAAGUUCAUCUGUACAUUCUCCUCUGAAUCCAUCCAUAUCUAUUGACCCUCAUAAUGGUAAUAAUAAUAAUAAUGUAUAUAAUUUACCGGAACAAAAUAUCAACUUUCCCAUUGGAAACAAUCAAUUCAUGAAAACAAAUAAACAUUUAUUAUUAUCUAUUAUACUUAUUACUAUAGUAAUUAUAUUCAUUAUAAUAAUAAUUAUGAUUAUUAUAAUUAUUAUUUAUCGUAAUAAAUGUAAAUCAAAAUUAAUUAAUCAAUAUAAAUCAAAUGUAAAUAUCAUUAUUGAUGAACAAAAUCAAUUAUUAUGUUUAACAUCAAAUCAUAAUGAAGAGAUACUACUUAAAUCAAUUAAUAGUAGUAGUAGUAAUAAUAAUAAUAGUAAUCAUAGUAGUAGUAGUAUCAAUAUGAAUAUAAAUAGUAUAUAUAGUCAUAAUGAAAUCAAUCAUCAUUAUCAUUCAACUGAUAUCAUUCAAUUCAAUAAUGAUCUACCUAUCACAACAAAUUUAUAUUAUACAAAUGGAUCAUAUCAUGAAAAUAUGGGAAAUUCAGCAAGUUCACAGGUUGGAUACAAUAUGAUUCAUGGAAAUGAACCUAUUUACAAUUGGAUGAAUAUCAUUGAAGAUGAUCAACAUUUAUCAAAUAUUCAUUAUACAUUUACUAAUCAUUCUAUUGUAAAUAAUUUUUACAAAAAUUAUGAAGAUGAAAAUCAACAGAUGACUCUAACAGAAACAACAUCAAAUAUGUAA
Molecule: messenger RNA, 4974 nt
Organism: Schistosoma haematobium
Lineage: Eukaryota; Metazoa; Platyhelminthes; Trematoda; Strigeidida; Schistosomatidae
Exons: 7
Coding region: 1-4974 (1657 amino acids)
Biological process (GO): homophilic cell-cell adhesion
Cellular component (GO): plasma membrane
Molecular function (GO): calcium ion binding
Source: RefSeq, a predicted model, not a curated record